GACAUCAGCAGCAGCAGCACGCACUCCAUCGUGAGGCCCAAUUCCGACGCCCGCGUCCCCUGACAACCCGCUCCUUUCCUAGCUCGGCCUCCCGUCCUCUCACAGCAGCGCCUCACACCAUGUCGCUGUCCUGCAGGUACGCGGCCCAAUGCUGCGCCCGGCAGCUCCGCGCAAGCAGUGCUGUCCCGAUUCGCGCCUCGAGCUCCCUCCUCCAGCGGCAGCGGCGAUACAACUCGACCGAGGCCGCCGCCAACCCCAAGAUCAGCGCCAUCGUCGACCAGAUUAGCCAAUUGACGCUACUGGAGACAGCAGACCUCGUUGCGAGCUUGAAGUCACGCCUUAACAUCCCGGAUCUCCCCGUCGGCGGGUUUGCUGCCGCCCCUGCAGCCGCCGCCCCUGCAGCGGCACCUGCCGAGGAAGAGGAGGCUCCCGCCGCGGCGGCCGAGAAGACGCUCUUCACCGUGAAGUUGCAGUCGUUUGACGCGGCUGCCAAGCCUAAGGUCAUCAAGGAGGUCAAGAACUUGCUCGGCCUCAGCUUAGUAGACUCCAAGAAGUUCGUCGAGAGCGCGCCCAAGACGAUGAAGGAAUCGGUACCGAAGGAGGAGGCGGAGAAGAUCGUGGCGACGUUGAAGGAGCUGGGUGCGGUGGCGGUGUUGGAGUAGACGAGCAAUUGAAGAGGUGUCUGCGCUAUCAGUGAGCCUGCCAUAUAGCUCAUGGUCCGAGGACGGCGGAAGGCCGGAUCAGGACCAGGCCGAUCCGGUCUCGCAAUCGGCAUGUUACGACUAAAACCAGACUGCAGCUUUCACGCCGCAUGUACAAAACACAAUGUAACACUAUAAACUCGAGAUGUACAAGCCA
This is a messenger RNA of Chaetomium strumarium, 858 nucleotides long. RefSeq names its product ribosomal protein L7/L12 C-terminal domain-containing protein. Gene Ontology annotation, biological process: translation. The record is from RefSeq and is a predicted model, not a curated record. Gene Ontology annotation, molecular function: mRNA binding; structural constituent of ribosome. Lineage: Eukaryota; Fungi; Ascomycota; Sordariomycetes; Sordariales; Chaetomiaceae. Gene Ontology annotation, cellular component: mitochondrial large ribosomal subunit; ribosome. Bases 120 to 662 code for a protein of 180 amino acids. The transcript is spliced from 2 exons.